UGCCGGGACGCGUAGUUCCGCUCCCGCCUCCUGCCGGGCAGCGAUGAUGAGAAGAACUACGACUCCCGAAAAGGAGCGCAGGCCGCCGCUGGGCGGCUGCAGGAAGCUGAGCCAGGCGGCCGCAGAUCCCCACAACAUCCGGGAGCCGGUGACCGCGGCCUGUUGCUAUGGAUACGAGUUGCAACCUCCAGAAAGGAUUCGUGGUUUCACCAGGGAAAACAGCUCCCCGGAUUAAACGGAUAGGUUUACACAUCCUGAUCCACCCAGCUAUUCAUCUUCUAUUUGCUGCUUUCAUUGGGUGCAGUUAAAAGGCCACGUCCCUGGGCGUUCACCGGCUUUUUUUGCCAUCUGCUGCAUGAAAACUGUUUUUUGCCGAAAACAUUAACAAAGAAGAUAGUGAAAAUGACAGACCACGACUGGGAUAAGAAAAGUACUUCACCUUCAAAUCCAGACACAGAAAUGAAAUCUGAACAACUGACUCCUUGUGUGAACCCUGGCAAUCCUGUGUUUUCAUGUAUGUUGGAUCCAAAGACACUUCAGACAGCCACCUCACUAUCAAAACCUCAGAUGAUUAUGUACAAAACCAAUUCAAGUCAUUAUGGUGAAUUUCUACCUAUCCCACAGUUUUUCCCCUGCAAUUAUACUCCAAAGGAGCAAGUAUUUUCAAGCCUUAUCAGAGCAACUGGGUUUUAUCAAAAUAACACUCUAAAUACUGCACCUGACAGAACCAGAACCCUUGAUUUUCCUAAUUUUCAACAUACUCUAUGAAAAUAUAUUCCUUUGUAUAUUUAAGAGAACAUAUACUCGGGAAAAAUGAGUUUUAAAUCUAAGGGUAGAAUACCUAAUUAAGAAGAUAAAAAGUUUUGAAUCAUUUAAAAAAAUAAGUUAAAUAAAGUAUUUCAACUGAUAGCUGCAUGACAGUGACUUUUUAAAUAAAAAUAUGUUCAAAAUAGCAAAAUAAAAGGCAGAAAGUAUUUUAGUGCAUGUAA
Molecule: messenger RNA, 989 nt
Organism: Sapajus apella (tufted capuchin)
Lineage: Eukaryota; Metazoa; Chordata; Mammalia; Primates; Cebidae
Gene: PIERCE2
Product: chromosome unknown C15orf65 homolog
Exons: 2
Coding region: 403-768 (121 amino acids)
Biological process (GO): axoneme assembly
Cellular component (GO): axonemal microtubule
Source: RefSeq, a predicted model, not a curated record